Messenger RNA from Cyprinus carpio (common carp), 5018 nucleotides. Its product is annotated as WD repeat-containing protein 27-like. The record is from RefSeq and is a predicted model, not a curated record. Gene Ontology annotation, molecular function: protein binding. The transcript has 25 exons. Lineage: Eukaryota; Metazoa; Chordata; Actinopteri; Cypriniformes; Cyprinidae.
GACUGACUAAAGCGAAAGACUUGAUUGGUCGAUUAGGAUCAGGGGCGUUUCCAAAGAUAUGCAUAUGUAGAUAACGCUUUUAUGAUUGGAUAGCUCAGAGUGUUUGGCUGAGACUCAUUGGCGGAAAACAGAUGUGGGCGUGUAUUCAAAGAUCGCUUUGUUAAUGAAAACAUUUAUCUUUUGUAACAUUCACAUAGGAUUAAAGAAAUGUAUGGGUUUUUUUGAGCGAAAAGAUAAAAGACUCAUUGUGUCUUUUGUUUUAUGAUUGUCAAAUUGCACACUUUGGAAAAAUUUCACAUCUCUUUUAUAUAACUGACAGUUAAAGACGUUAUAUAUAUUUAAAAAAAGCAUUGACAACAUGCUAAAACUUAUAAUUUUUAUUCACAAAAUAUUUAAAUAUAUCCAAUUUUAUAAGGAUUUUUGUUAUGAGCUUGGAUUAAAACAUAGAUAUACAAUAACCUAACUAGACAAAAUCUGUAUAUUCUUUAUAAGAGUAUCCUAUAACCUGUUCAUCGUCGACCACCACCAGAGGGCACCGUUGCAUAGAAAAUGAUUUACCUGCUACUGGUAUAACGUUAGUCAGUUUGUGCAGAGCAAGUUUGUGUUAAUAAUAAAUCAGGUAACAGAUCUGCUGCGCUACGAAUAAUACAGAUGUAUAUUAGUAGAUGUAAAGUCAAUCAGUCGGGGUCGUCAACUAUUUGUCUUUAUAUCAGACUUUAACAACAUUCAUUGUUUUUAUAGAUAUAAAAUGAUUUCUGCAGUAAGCCAGAGACACAAAACUUUCACAAUUCUACUGUAUCGUGUCAGCAUGUACACUUUUCGCUAUACACUGUACUCACAAAAUAACUAAACAAACAAGCAAAACAGCAGUACAAGACUUUAGAGACUUCGGUACACACGGUAGCAAUUGUCCCUUCAGGUGUGCCGUCCCGUUCCGUUUCCAAAGCAACAAGGACGCAAUAACUGCUGGGUCACAAACCAAAAACUGGAGUUUCAUUUACUAAUACCACAUAUAGUAUAAUUAUAUAUGGGUUGAAUUUGUAAUACUUAAACAGCAAUACAUUUUACUUUCAGGUGAUGAAUGGAAUACUUUUGCAGCUGAUGUCAUUGGCACUUUCCACAAAACACGGCCUUAAACUAAAAAAAACCGUAACUAGGGCUAGUUUUCAACAGAUGGUCAGUAAAAAAGCAGAGGUUUAUUGGUGACUCCAUGGCUGCUGUGCAGUAUUUUAUUGAGAGGUUCUCUGUGACUUGCAACAAGCCCAUGCCCCACCUGCAGCUGUCCUGCUGUCCUUCUCACUGUGCAGUCCCAUGGCAGGACAAGAGUAUAAGGAUUUACGAAAACAACAACCUGCAGCCUCCUUUGGAACUCACUGGUCACCAUGGCAAUGUGUCUGCCAUGGUAAUUGGGAUGGUGAGAGAUCGUCUCGUCUUCUGUAGUGCUUCUGAAGAUUAUGUUAUCGUCUGGGACAGUGAUCGCUGCUACAGACGGAGCAGAGAAGGUGUAACUGCCUCAGGUAGAGUUGUUGGCACAUUGCUCGGCAAGGUGGAGCAUCUGUCACUGUGUCCACUGAGCGCAAAAUUGGCCGCAUGUUCAGGCUCCAGAGUGUUUCUAUUGAAUGCAGAGAGAGAGGAUGUGCUUGGAGUUCUGAAAGCUCAUCUUGGUCCUGUGACUGCAUCAGAGUUCUGUCCAUGGGAUGUUAAUCUUCUCAUCUCAAUCUCAGAGGACAGAACAUUUAAGAUUUGGGAUGUGAAGAAGGGAGAUAUACUCUUUGAAUCUGCUGUCCUGUCAGCGUAUCCACUGCUUAGUCUGUUCUUCGUGGAGCAAAACAGUCAGUUCAUCACAGGGUCUGGUGAUGGACAGUCACUUUGGUGCUACACUCUCCCUGUGGACCACUAAUGCCGCUUGGUGACAAAACUGGACCUUUCGAAGCUAGAACAGAAGCAUGAGAGAAACCACAGAAAAACCAGCUCACCUCAAAAUAAACCAGACGGAAUGACUCGUAAUGAAGUGAGAGGAACAGUGGAGACAGCAAAACCUGUUCUGAAAAUCUGGGCACAGAAACUGCAGUCCAGUCAUGCUAGCCUUCAGCAGAAAGCAAGUUGUGUGUGGAUUGGAAAUUCUGAUGGGCUGUAUCUGCUUGACCUGGAUACUUCAGAGCUUGUCAUGAUUCUUCCACUCAAAGGUGACCUAAGCAUUUCAAUGGCAGGAUCAUGGGCUGUCUCUAAUGGACUUGGUGGCAAUAUGUGUUGUUUGGUGACUUCUCUAUUUGGGACUUCAAUAGCGCUUUUAGAGGUUAAUAGUGGAGAGCUCUGUUUUAGGAUGGCGAUGGACUUCUCUGUGGAUGAGCAACUUUCAGUUGUGCCCAGCUCUCCUCUGAUGACUAUGUCCCCCCUGAAUGCUGAGCUGGCAAAACAUGGCCGAAAACCUCAGAGAAAAAUAGGUGUGAGCUGUCAGAAGAGUGUAAAGGAUCAGGCUUUGGUUUUUCACACGCAAGUGAAGUCAUCAGGAUACAAUACAGCUCCUCAUAGGACAAUGUUUAGACCAAAGACCAGUGUUAAGAAGAAAAGCAACUCUGCCUCAACAACUAGCACAAAUACGAAAUGCAUCUUAAGUGAGUAUCCAUCCCAUUUGGAACCACCAAGUAUGCCUUACGCUCAUUUGACAGUUUCCACAACUCCAACCCCAGUCAGCUCUCUACAGUUCUCCAGAAAUGGAAAGCAGAUUGCGUGUGGUCUUGGAGAUGGUUCUGUUUUGCUGUAUAACUCUUCACUCACCAGCAACCCAGCUGUCUACACAGGUCACAGUAAGGCUGUGAACACUGUAUGCUGGAGUCACAGUAAGCGGUGGUUUUUAAGUACCUCUGAGGACCCCACCCUUUGCAUCUGGACCACGAAUGCUUCAGAACCUGUUCUAACCAUGGGAGAUGACCAGUUUGCAAAGCCCAUCAGAAGUGCUCAAUUUUAUUAUCUGGACAAGUUUUUACUGUUGGCAUCGGGAUCGAAUCUAAUGCUGUACCUUUACCAUCUGGACACCACAAGAGAUGACAUCAAGAGUUACAAGCAAUGGGUGAGCACUCGUCAGAUUGAGAAUCUGUGCAUCAUUUCUGAAGAAUCUGAGAAGAAUAUACUGUAUAUAUAAACACAAGUGUUGGAGAAAUCCUGGAAGAGAUACAUAGGAGACAUGAGCCAGGUAUAAGCAAAGAAGCAAGUCCAAAUUGACCAGUAAAUUCAACAUGAAGUCAGGAACAGACAUCACUUCAAUGUCGGCCAUCAAUGACUUCUACUCCUAUAUCGUCUUGGCUGCUGGCGCUGACCGCACCAUCCAGGUGUUUGAUAUGAACCAGGGCUGUAUGGCCACACAGAUCCCUGAUGCCCACUGUCGAGCUGUCCACCACCUCACCCAGAACAUAGUGUGUUCGCCGCUAUGAGAGCCAUGUUGACCGAUGUCACCAUUGCACUGCGGCCUUCUCACCCUGCAGUCACUUCAUAGCUACUGGCUCAGAGGACCAUUCUGCCUAUAUAUAUGACACAUGCAGAAGCAACUUUCUCCAUAAGCUCCCGAGACACUCUGAAACGGUCCUGAUUGUGGCUUUCAACCCUGCGAAUCCAGAGCUGUUGACUGGAACGCUCGAUGGAAAGCUGGCUUUGUUUCAUCCGGCCGAAUCUCUUCUCCCUUAAGUGUGGAAUCUGCCCCAAUGGCUCAGUUCUUGCCCCAAGUUCACCGAUGCUGCAGACAAAUGAAAUCAGUCACAUUAAGAUUACUCUGCUGGCGUGCCACCUCUGAGACCUACAUCAUGAACGGGAUCUGUGAUAUCAUCAUUUCAGCCGCCACUGACAACCUACAGAUGUGACAUGCUCACGCCCUCAACUGCGAAGCCAAAGACGCACCCUCAGAGAAAAGUCCAUUUGAACUUAGCAACACGUUUCCAUGCAUCUGAUAUGUAAUAUUCUUUAUUAAAGUAAACCUAAAUCUUGAUUGUAAAUCUUCUUUUAGAGUGACUCCUUUUCUAUAAAAUCUACAUAUAUAAUGUACCUGUGAUUUCAGACCAAAAAUGAAUCAUUUUAAGGUGCUCUCCUUUGAAUGAACAUGGAUGAAAGGAGAUGUUUUUUAGGUAAGUUUAUGUUUUAGGUUUGGAUUUACGUAAAGUUGUGUGAAGGUAGCAAUAAAUUGCAGAAUGCAUGCGAGAAAGACAAAACCGCUCACGAUUCAGUAGCGAUAGAGAUAGAGAAGAAUGCUGAGUCUUUAAUGAUGGGUGGUGUCCACUACAACUGCUGGCAGCAUUUCUGCGCCAAUAACUUUUCUGAGGUCAUUCUGUUCUCUGCCCAUUAAGCAACUAUCCCAUAGAGGGUUAUCUUUAGCAAUGCACGUUUUGCAACAGUUUAUAUUGACUCUUCUGACUGUUAAUGUUAUACCUUAAUAUCUAACUGUAUUGAUGUACAGCAAAUAAUAGGUUUGCAUAAAAAAGCCAAAAUAUGAAUAAUAUUUUAAUGCUGCAUUUUCUGUUUCCUGUGGACGUGAGAAUGUACUGUGGGUCACAUUUUUUUCUAUUUUGAAAGUGUAUGAAAUACCAAGAUAAAACUAAAGAAAAAUACAUUUUUAAUGUUUUAUUUGGACAUAAGUUCUAAAUGUAAAUGUUCAUUGUCAUUGGUCAUGUUUGAUCUGUACUUUUGAAUUAAAGAAAAACAAUAAUGCUUCAACUUCUCUCUUAUAGAGUAAUUGGAUUUGGCUGCUUUUCCUAAACAGAAAAAAUGGGGACUUCUAAUGGUAAACAGAGAGAUGUUAAAUAUGGAUGCACUUAACCACCUGUUUUUGUGAAUAACAAGUUCUGGUGAAGUCUGUGUGUGAGUUACUUUCAAAGACCUCAUUUUUAGAAAUAUGCUCCUAACGGCUCCAAGUUUAGGACAGGAUGCUGAAAACUUGCUUUGGUGAUGUGUGAAAUGAGCUGUCAAAAAACAUGGAGAAUAAAUGGAGAUUACUGAAUUGGCCACAAUGUUCUUAACCUCUUCUUACUAGC